This is a messenger RNA of Paralichthys olivaceus (Japanese flounder), 1364 nucleotides long. It is a transcript of the gene c10h3orf38, whose product is annotated as chromosome 10 C3orf38 homolog. Lineage: Eukaryota; Metazoa; Chordata; Actinopteri; Pleuronectiformes; Paralichthyidae. The record is from RefSeq and is a predicted model, not a curated record.
CUUCUGUCCUGCUCACUGGAGGAACUGCGGCUCAGCGCGGAACGAUUGUUCCCGACUGUUGCUUGUUCCCGCACGGUCUGUUUUCACAGCAGGACAGGAGUGGGAAUCAAAGAUGUCUGGACUGUCAGAGACGGAGCGGGUGGGAUGUUCAGUGAUCCUGAAGCUCAUGUCAAAAAGCGACCUGCUGUCACUUAGCGACACUGUGACCAACAAGGUGAUCGUUGUGGAGAAUACCACAGAGGCUAUGGAAACCAUCCUGUCCUUCAGUAAAAACGCAGAGGAGAUCCUGAGAAGGAAGAAGGUUCACCGGGACCUAAUUUUCAAGUAUCUGGCCAAGGAGGGGGUGGCGAUGGCCCCCAACAGUGAGAAACACCAGCUGGUGAAGAGGACACUGGAGCUUUGGUCGUCAAGGAAGGCCGUGGUUGAUAAAAGCCCUCAACAAGAGACAGAUGGGACCAGAGAGAAACAGCCCUCAGGGACAUCAUCUGAUACCCUGAGCUUGAAAGCUGAGGUGGAUUUUGACCCUCAGGUCCUCGGCAAGCAGUUCUGCCAGUGGUUCUUCCAGCUCCUGAACAGCCAGAACCCCUCACUGGGCCAGCAGCCUCAGGACUGGGGGCCGCAGCACUUCUGGCCAGAUGUGAAGCUGCGUCUCCUCGCUACAGCGGGCAGUGAACAGAUGGAUGAGUUCCUAGGUGCUGAACUGGUUAGCCUUCGUCUCCUAGCCUUGACAAAGGAAGAGUGCCUUCUCCUCAGCCCCAACCUGGAGCCCCAUGGCUUCAAGACACUUGCUUCCCCCCAUGGCUUGGUGCUGGUAGCCGUGGCCGGGACCAUCCACAGAGAUGCAGCCUGCCUGGGCAUCUUUGAGCAAACAUUCGGCCUCAUCCGCUCCCCGCUGGAAAAUAACAGCUGGAAGAUCAAGUUUGUUAACCUGAAGAUCAGAGGGCAGGAUGCUCUGGGCGGGACGGAGGCGACAGCGCCUGCUUUGACUUACAACUCCAGUGAACUGCAGCUUCUCUGCAGUUGAUGACACUCCAACUUGUCUAAAUUGCACAAACAAAAAAAAAACAAGCUGUUGUUUUCAGAGACUCAAACAAGGUACUGGUCCAAACUGCUCUCUUUACUUAUAUUUACCAGUGAGGUCAGGUUGUACAGGUAGGUGGACACUGGUGCAUCUAAAUCUUCUUGGGAGAUAUAUUGGUGAUGUAAUAUAAAAACAUUUUUGCUUUAAAUAUACUGUACCAUGAUGCAAAGCAUAUCUUGCUUUUUGUUGGCCUGUGCCUUUUGUAAGAUAAACUAUAAAUACAGACACGCUCUUGUAAAUAAGGAUCAUAUCAAAUAUAAACAUUAUAUUAAAACUUGUCUAG